This is a messenger RNA of Hibiscus syriacus, 5325 nucleotides long. RefSeq lists its product as uncharacterized. The record is from RefSeq and is a predicted model, not a curated record. The transcript is spliced from 11 exons. Bases 1 to 5325 code for a protein of 1774 amino acids. NCBI's taxonomy places the organism in Eukaryota, Viridiplantae, Streptophyta, Magnoliopsida, Malvales, Malvaceae.
AUGUCGACGAUAGAGAAGGCUUUGAUUCAGAUCUUCGAGAGGAAGAAUCGAAUAAUCGAUAACGUGAAGCUGCAAAUCCCUCUCUUCGAUCACCAACUCGCUUCCAAAUGUCUCAUCGAUGGCUUCGUUCCUCCGCCUUGGCUCCUCUCCUCUUUUUCAUCCGAGUUGAACAAGGAAGAUAUCAUCUCAGGACUCCUACUACCACGGUCACAAUCUUCCAUUCCGUACUGUUCUCUGUAUCAACAGCCGGUUGUUACAAAUGAUAAUGUACAGUUACCCUCUGUUUUAUGCUCCCAAUUUGAUGCUUCAAAUGAAGGCUUAGAUAAGUUCCUUUAUGAUAAAGCCGGUGAGCUGGAUCCUAGUGUUACAUCUCCUCCACAAGAUCGUAGAUAUGGAAUGGUCUCAGAUAUUUGUCCUGACCCUUGUUUAUCACUGGUAAGAAUCCAUAGAUCUAAGUCUAGGCAACGUGCUUUAGAGCUUCGAAACAGUGCAAAGAAAAUGUGUAAAAAAGGUGAGAGCUGUGACAAGAAUUGUGAUGCUUGCAAUAGUCAAAACAACGUUCCCAAGAUUUCAUCUUUACAGUCUGGUCCUGUGGAUAAGAUGGAAUUGAUCAGAGCUGGAGGUAAUGUUGUGAGUUAUGAGGUGGAAAAGGAAGAAAGAGGACAAUACAAGAGCAAGGAAAGAAGUGGUAUUUUUUACUCUGGUAGAGUGACAAGAUCAAGAAGUUCUGUCCAACCUUCCAAGUUCCAAAGUGGGCCUUCAGGUGCAGGCAACACUUCUCAUGUUGCUAAGCAGGAUGAGGUGGCACCUAGGGAAUCCAUCCGCAAUUCAGGAGAACAGCAUGUUGUUAAUCAUGAGUUAUUGGAAUUAGGAUUUGUUGAACCUGUUGAUUCUACUGAAAGUUGUGUAGUGAAAAAUGAAAAAAGAGGUCAAUGCUGGAGCCAGGGAAGGGGUGAAGAUAUUUGCCCCGGUAGAAUCACAAAGUCGAGAACUGUUCAUCCUCCAAUUUCUGCAAGUAGUCCUCCAAGUUCAGACAAGAGCUUUUGCGUUGCAAAGCAGGAUGAUAUUUUGCUUACAGAAUACAUUAACAAAUCAGGACUACAGCCUGAUGCUGCUGAUGAAUUAUUGCAAUCCAUAAAGCCAGUUGAUAAUGCUGGUGCUUGUGUAGCAACAAAGGAAGAAAGAGAUCAAUACCAGAGCAAGGAAAGGGGUGGAAAUAUUUAUUCUGGUAGGGUCACAAGAUCUAGAAGUUCUGGCCAAUCUCCCAAGUCUGUAAAUGGGCUUUCAUGCACAGGCAAAACUUCUGAAGUUGCAAAAUUUGAUGGCAAUAUAUUUCUAGAAAGCAUCAGCGGUAUAAAAGAACAGCCUGGGGUUGUUGACAAUUUAUUGGCAUCGUUAAAACCUACUGCUAUCUCUGAUGAAACAUGUGUUUCUAAGGAAGGAAGAGACCACCGAAGCAAGGAAAAGGAAAGCAAUGUUUAUCAAAGAAGAUUUACAAGAUCCAGAAGUUUUAGCCAACAUCAUAACUUUGUAAAUGAAAAUUUGAAGCUGUAUAGUUGUCCUGACAGGAGCAUCAAUGAUGGCAUUUGCAAUUCAAUGCAGCUUCCCUGCCAUGUUAAUGAUCUUAAUGAGUUGAUUAUGCCUUUCAAUAUCACCAAUGAAGGUUGUGAGGUAAAGGCCCAAAUUCAUAACCAGACACUGGAGAAAGCUGUUGUAGAUCAAAAUAAUGAUGGUAGUACCAGGUCAAGCGCUGAUUCUUGUGCAAAGUUGUUUAAACUUGAUUCCUCUAAUACUCAGGAGAAUAAAGUUUCACAAUCCAAAUCAACAGCUUCCAACCAGUUCCUAUGUGCAAAGUCAUCAGUGAAGUCUGAAGUGGAUGGACAUAUGGAAGUUUCUGUAACUCAAGUAGAUUCCUUGCCUUGUAUUGAUGGUAGUGCUCUUGCUGAAUUGGAUCAAUGUGAUGCAUUUGUUGCAGACACUGAUGCAGAUUCUGGUGAGCUAGUUGAGGCUUCAGCUAGUUCUGCCUCUAACUUGGAUGAUGGUAACAAUUCUUCUCUUAUCAAGUCAUUGAAUAGGUAUGGAAGAGUUGAGUUGGAAGCUACAGGAAAAAGUUCACAAUCUUCAUCUGCUAUGAAGGUGUUGCCCAAGGAACUUGAUUUUAAUGAUUCGGGGGAGUGCACUGUGAAGGAAGCUUCUAGUCUUAUAUUGAAGAGUGAAAACAUAAUCAACUCAUUGGAGAAGAGUUCUCUUACACCUCUUCCUUGUGCUGAUAACCUGGUUGAAGUAACUUCUGUGCACUACGAAGAAAAACACAACUCAUCCCAUGAGAAGCAGUUGCAGGAGGAGCAAGAAGCUUUCUGCAAUGAAGAGAAACUGUCUGAAACAGCUUUUAGCAAGACAUCUGGUGGUAGAGCUUCCAAUUUAAAUGUUUUCUGCUCAGAAAAAGACACACCUGACGCUUGUACGGAUGCUGUAACAAGUUCUGAGCCUGAAAGCAAUGAAAUUUCUGAGCAGGAAACUUUCAUGGAAAACCUUCCAACUACCUUUGGAGUUUCUUAUGAUGCUUUGCAUGGAAAUUUGUUACAGGAUGUUGCAAGAUCUAAUAUAAAUGUUGAUUCAGGGAUAGAUCAUCUCUUUGAGAAGGAUUGUGGGAAGGUUGCAGUAAAAUCCGUAAUGUUGGCACCGGAAGCUAGUGAUCUUCAUCUUAAUACUGAUUUAUGUAGGGGUCCUGCGAUUUGUAGCCUUCCCCUGCUAAGGGUAGCAGAUGCAACUUCCAAUGAUGCAAUUGGGCAUUCUAAUGCUGCUGCAUUUGAAGAAACAAAGGGCCAUUCUCUGAAAGAGAAGAGGGAGUCAAGUCCUUCUCAAAAUAAAAAAGAAGUUACAAUGGGAAGAUCUAUUGCUGGUGACAUUGAUUUCGUUCUUGAUCAAACACAUGCAAAAUCAAGGAACAAGAAGGUUUCAGUUCAGUCCAUACGCCAAGGUAAACAUUCUAGCUCCCAUGUGGAGGGUUCAUGGCCAUGUAAGCGGAGGAAAAUUGAUGAUCAACAAAAUAAUUCCCUGUCUUUUUCAUUAAGCUUGAAGGAAGAAGAUGCUAAGCAAUUAAGUGCUAAGUUUUUAGCUGAUGAAGAACAAAAUGGGGGGAAAUAUAAUCGAAAAGAAAGGGGAGGAAGGGAAAACAUCUCUUCAAGUUUGCGCAUAGAGACCCUUGAAAACUUUGACCACUCAGUGGACGGAACAGGAGUGGCAGAUUCAUCCAGCUUCAUGGUUGGUUCAACAAGGAAAUGCACUGCAGAUGAGAACAAAAUCAUAUUGAAUUUUUGGGAUAAAUCUGAAUUUGAAAAUAUAGAACAUUUGGCUUAUGAUGAAAGGAGCAACAAAGAAAGCAAAUGUCAUCUAGGAGAUGUUGAGUUUUCAACUUCUCUCAUCAGUUCUUCUUGUCGACUACCUUCAGAUUUGAUCGGUGCAGAUCAAAGCAGACCAGAACUUGAGGGGUUUAUUAUUCAGACAGAUGGUAAACGAAUAUGCAAGGCCGAAGAAGGCAUUAGCUUUGAAAAUUUUCACCUUCCAAAUACUACAAUAGGACGUGCUAGCCUUCUGGAACAGCUUUGCAAAUCUGCUUGUAUUCAUACCCCAUUGCCCCAAUUUCCAUACACUUGCUUUGGUGAAGAAACAAACCGUGCAACUGGUCUUUAUCAGUCUGUUCCUAAUGGACUUCUAGAAUGCAUGGACCUGAGGAGCAGUGUUCCCCAAAAUGAUGAUAGGAAAAGUCACCUUAAAAUCAGCAGUAGUUGCUUUGGAGAGGAAACAAAUCGUGCAUUUCUUGGGGGAGGCUUUUUUGAUUGCUUUCCAUUGUCUGGUUCUCAACUCACUGGAAAUGAGAAAAAUCCUUAUCUUUCUCCAGUGGGCAAGUUCUGGGAUAGAAUCACAUCAAACACUGACAGUUCUGAGAAGCGAGGUAGUCUAAAGCCAGAGCUGCCCAGCAUUAACGAAGAACAUGAGAUCACGGAAGAGGUGGUUGAUGCAUUUCAGGAAGCCACUGCUUCAAAAACAGUGACUUCCUCUGCCAAAAGGGAACCACUUACUGAGAUUAGGGAAUGUCCCAAUGCUCCAUCGGUUUCUGAAGCUGAAAUAUUUAAUGUUAGAGAUAGCCUGGACUCUGUGAACACAGCCUACAGCUUCAUUGGGACUGAGAAGGGGACCAAGCAAAAGGUUCGAAAACACAAUGCUACAAAGAGGAGAGAUACAAAUAAGUCGAGACAAAACUGCAGUAUAGCAUCAGUGGCAAAUUCUACCAAAAGGGCAAGUGAAUCACUUCGUAAUAGGUUCAGUAAACCAAAACUAUCUGAGAAAAUUAAUCCAAGAAAAGGUGGGCCAAGUUUCUCUCAAAAGGAGUCAAAGAUCAAUAACAUAGUUUCAAAUGUCGCUUCGUUUAUUCCUACCGUUCAGCAAAAACAAGCAGCUUCCAUUGCUACUGGGAAAAGGGAUGUUAAAGUGAAGGCUCUGGAGGCUGCUGAAGCUGCUAAGAAACUUGCAGAACAAAGAGAAAAUGAACGCAAAAUUAAGAAGGAGGCAUUGAAACUUGAACGGGCGAGGUUGGAGCUUGAAAACUUGAGGCGGUUGGAGUUCGAGAGGAAAAAGAAAGAAGAAGAAAGAAAGACAAAAGAGGCUAGUAUGGCCGCUAAGAAGCGACAGAGGGAGGAAGAAGAAAGGUUGGAGAAAGAAAGAAAAAGAAAGCGUCUGGAAGAAGCACGGAGACAGCAGCGUGGCCCUGAAGAAAAAUUAUGUGCAAAGGAUGAGAAAGAAAAAAAUUCCCAAGCCCCGGAUGAGAGAUCACAAACAAUAAAGGUUCCUAAUAGUGAUGCAUUGAAGCAUGAGAAGAUGCAAAAAGCAGGAGCAAGUGAAGGAAAAAUGUCGACUGGGGAAUUUGGCACAGUUGUUUCUUCAACUUCUGACGCUGUAAAAGCAAGCACGGCCACUGAAGAUUUUAAUGCGAAGGUAAUAAGGACCUUGGAUAGAGUAAAAGGGAGUGAUAACCAAAAUGCAGACAUGAAUAUUGAACAAUCAUAUGAUAUUUCUCCAUACAAAUGUUCUGAUGACGAAGAAGAAGACGAUGACGAUGAAAAUGAACCUAAUAGAAAAUUUGUUCCUUCAUGGGCCAGUAAAAUUCGUGUGGCUCUGGCUAUUGUUUCCCAGCAAAAUGUAAAUCCAGAAGCAAUAUUUCCCCCAGAAAGCUUUAGCAGCAUUGCUCAAGUUGUUCUCAUUCGUAGUUCUCUUGCCAAGAAAAUUCCAGCAAAACGGUGCGAGUUAAAUUGGAUGGUUGAAUGA